CUGCUAAAGCUGAAACUGAAGGGCUGCAGGGUCACCGACGAGCUUGAAGAGCUACUUCCUGAGGCUGUCGUAGAGGAAGCAGUAGAGGCCGAACCAGAGACAGAGGAGGUGCUCGAGGACUGCGCUCCAACAUAAGCGACGAGCGCUAUGAGAAGGAGCAAAGCGCUGUGGAAUGUCCGCAUGAGAGGAGGCCGUUUGUGGAGGUGGAAGAGAUGAGAUGGUGAAUCGCAACGGCGCGUGAUCGACAGUAGCUUCUUGUCUCUUGGAGAGGGCACGUAAAGGGUGCUUCUGGGUUGAUAGUGGAUUUGAGUUGCGGUAACUAUUGGAAGGAUGAUGAGAGACACCGGUCGGGAGGAGGACCGAUUGUGACGUCGCGGACUACCCGGAUGAAUAAUUCCGAUCGAUCUCGCUUCCAGAGCCUCACGCGCCUUGUGGCCAGAAGCCUGCCUCCCUGCCUGCCUGCCUACUCUGCCCUCGUCCCACCCGCUCAACAUGUCAAGCCAGUCCCACAUACGGACUCCGCUUCUCUACAGUCCUUUGCUGUCGCAGAAGACGGGUGGACACAAUGUAUACCUCAAGCUGGAGUCGUUCCAGCCCUCGGGCUCUUUCAAGAUCCGCGGCGUGGGCCGGUCUGUUCAAGCAGCCCACGCGAAGAUAGGCGCCAAACUUCGAGUGAUCACCUCCAGCGGCGGGAACGCAGGCCUAGCAGCGAGCACUGCUUCCAGGAUCAUUGGCGUUCCAUGCACCGUCUACUGUCCUGAGACGACACCUGACCACAUGGUCGAGCUUUUCAAAGCAGAGGGCGCCACCGUGGUGCGGCAGGGCAAAGCCUGGGACGAUGCGAACGCAAUGGCAGAAGCAGCUGUCGCCGAGGAUCCUGACAACGCGGUGCUAGUCCACCCUUUCGCCGGCGAAGAGCUAGUCAAAGGCAACGCCACAUUGAUGGAGGAGGUCUACGAGCAGCUACGCAGUGAGCAUGGGCUUGAGCCAGAGACGGAACUCGAUCUUGUCAGCUGUGUGGUCGGUGGAGGUGGCCUGAUCAACGGGGUCUUGACCGGCAUCUUGGGCCAGGAAAGAAAGAGUCAGUCGAUCUCAUCGAGCCCAUCAACCUUCCGCAGACCGACCGUGAUCGCAACUCAGUGUUUUGGCGCCGACGCCUUCAGCCGGUCCUGGCUCCAGCACGAGCUCGUAACACUGCCAGCAAUCAGCUCAAGAGCGACCUCAAUGGGUGCAAAGCAAUGCUCCGCCGCUGCCCUUGCCACCGCAGAAGAGUACGGUCGCGAACGAUUGAUCUCUCUGGUCACGGAUGAUGGACUGGCUGCCUCCUGUAGCUUCCAAUUUGCUCAAGACCACCUCUUGCUAGUCGAAGUGUCUUGUGGGGCUGGCCUAGUACCGGCGUACUAUUCGGAUCGGCUGCCAAUGCUACUCCAGGGCUCUGGAGACCGUAAGAAGAACAUUGUCAUCAUCGUGUGCGGAGGUCGGAAGGACCGGAUUCAGGACAUCUUCGCGUACGGGGAGGAAGUGGCUACGGCCCGGUCUCUGCCGAUGGACCUGAACGGCAAACGCGUCUAAGGCGGCAGGAGAGUGCGAUGGCUCAAUUGCCACGUACGCACACCGCGCAUCGCACUCAGGCACCAACGUCGUGCUGGCAAUGACGCCUGAGCACUGUUGGUUCUCUAUCGCUUCUCCUCUGACCAUCGCCACCAUCGCUCCAUGCCCCUCGAAGUGUACAUCUCC
This is a messenger RNA of Microstroma glucosiphilum, 1737 nucleotides long. Its product is annotated as tryptophan synthase beta subunit-like PLP-dependent enzyme. Gene Ontology annotation, biological process: L-threonine catabolic process; L-serine catabolic process. The transcript has a single exon. Bases 493 to 1572 code for a protein of 359 amino acids. NCBI's taxonomy places the organism in Eukaryota, Fungi, Basidiomycota, Exobasidiomycetes, Microstromatales, Microstromataceae. Gene Ontology annotation, molecular function: pyridoxal phosphate binding; threonine deaminase activity; L-serine ammonia-lyase activity. The record is from RefSeq and is a predicted model, not a curated record.